AUGGCAGGACGCGAGCGGAUCGAAGACCCUGGUGCUGCCACGUCAGCCUCCAUGAAUCGACCUGGGCGAUCAUGCGUGGUAGUGAGGGAUCUGACCGGGUCGCACGUGACAUUGGAGGCGACGUGCGACAUGCGAGUGGGCGAUGCGAAGCGAGUCGCUGCUGGAGCAACGAACAAGGACGCGUCCCUUAAACAUGCCAUCUUCCAUAAAGGAUCUCGCCUCAAGGACUCCACCCGAUUGGUCGACAUUCCCGGCCUCCUCCAGCCUGGAUCUGCCACGUCAGCAUCUGCCAGCGCUUUGACGCCAGGGACCCCAUCUAUCCGUGCUGGCAGCUCCACCCCCAUGAAUGGCGGUUUCCAUGGCGAGCCUCAUGCUUCUUCUGGCGCUGACCCCAAAGUCUGUGGCUCUGAGUCUGCACCCGCAGACGCUUUCCUGGUUCUGAUGAGCUUUCAGCGCAAGGAGCAGCGCCAGAUGGGUCCUGUGCUGUCGUCGCAGCACGGGGGAACGCCGCGCUGUGCCGCUGCUGCCACGUCAUUGACUGGUCCACGUGGCACCGGCACAGCCGUUGGGUCUCCUCGCCUUCCGAAUUCUAUCCCGUUUUCGCCAUCUGCUCAUCCCCCACCUCCUUGCAUUAUUCCAUCUAAUCAGCGAUUUUCUCCAAAUGGCAGAGCUCAGAGUAACGCUGUUGCUGCAAACAAGGGAUGUGCAGUAGAUGUGGUGGAGCAGCGGGUCAGUAGCAACCCUCCUGAACCGACUGCACCAAGGAAGGAUGGCGGGGUGCGGCGGACUGAGUCUACUGAGAUUGAUAAUGGCAGUCAGACGAUGAAGGAUUAUCUUCUGUCGGGUGCAGCCUGCAGCAGAGAAGGUCUGGCAUCCGCUCGUUCGGCGUCGGCCCCACCAUCUCCUCCACCGGAGGGAGUACCAGUGCUGGGACGGCCAUCAGCAUCGCCACCAGCGCCAGCAGCACCGCCACCAUUGCCAGAAUUGCCACGACUGCCGCCAUCACCAGCAGCAUUACCAACCCCUGCAGCACCAAUCUGGCCCGCCUCCCCUCCUCGCUACCUGCCCUUCCAUGCUGCUCGUACACGUCAGCUCGGUUCACCUAGCACUGACGUGGCCAAGGGUACGGUGGCAAGGGAUUGUGGGGAGCAUGCUAGCAGUGGGAGACAACAAGGCAUAGGGACAGUGGGGCAUACAGCAACCCGUGCAGGCAUUGGGAAUGGCGUUACUGACGUAAGGGAUGGUACUAUUAACACAAAGAAUGGACGUAUGGACAAAGGGAAUGGUGGUACUGACCUCAUGGAUGGGUCAAGCAUGGGGGUUGAUAAUGACAUGGAGAAGGGCGGUAUGGGGAGUAAGGUGGAGAGGCGAGUGGGGCGGAAGAGAAAGGCAGAGAGGGAGGAAGAGCAGGCAGCAGGCAGGGCGGGGUUGCCUCACAGCGUUUCCGUAUUGGACAGCAAGUUUGGGCUGCUCGCUGCAGUGUACGGGUUCUUGGAACAGCGGACAGUCAAGGCCACGUGGAAGCGGCUGGAGGUCGCAUUGAAGGACCUUGGGAGCAGCGCCGAGGGCGAAGCCGUUGCUCUGCAAGACAUCAGGGACAUGGCAGCACUGGCCCCUUCGGUGAUUUGGACGUGGGAAGAGGAAGACGAGGAGGAGGACGAGGAAGGGAAAGUGGGGGGAAAGGUUGAGCCAGUGGAGGCAGGAAGAGGGAGUGAUGGGGAGGAAGUGAGUGAGGGGAGUGAGGGGAGUGAAGGGUGUUCAAGUCAUGCGCGGGAGAAGGGAGCUGGCAGCUGCAGAGAUGAAAGGGACCGAGGAGGAAGGGGAAGACAGGGUGGAAAACGGGAGGAGGGCGGAGUUGACGAGGGGCGAGAAGAUCAGAGAAGGAGAUGGGGGAAAGCACCUGUAACGGGAGGGGAGAAGGGGAGAGGAGAUGGAGGUGCGCUGGUUGUGGUGGUGGGCAUGUGGGACCCGUCUCGACCGCCAGAGCAGAAGAUCAAGCGGGGAGGCAUGCUGCUGCAAGGCACACAGCAGCGAACGCCGCGUCGCAGUGGUGUGAGGCUCGCAGACAAGAGGAGAGCCGCCUUCCACUCGGCACUCACUGCAGCCCUCCACCGCAUUCACGCUGACUUCCUCGCCCACGUUCUCCCUCCUGCGCCUCUGUCACUUUCCCAUCCCGCAAUUUUCCCUCCAGGCACACAGCAACGCACGCCGCGUCGCAGUGCUGUCAGGCUGGCAGACAAGAGGAGAGCCGCCUUCCACUCGGCACUCACUGCAGCCCUCCACCGCAUUCACGCUGACUUCCUCGCUCACGUUCUCCCUCCUGCACCUCAGUCGCAUCCCGCAUCGCAAACCCACCCAUCUGUGCCACAGUCGCGCCGUUCGGCCUCUCCUGUGGCCGCGGCUUCUGGCCAGGGCUUGCGAGGAGAGGAGAGCCAACACGGGGCAGCUGGUGCAGGGAAGGUGGGGAGCGAGGCGGUGCCGGGGGAGGGCGAGGACAAGGAUGAGGAUGGGGACGAGGAUGCGGGCAGUACAGUGCAGAGAGAGAGAAGGAUGAAGGGAAAGAGGCGCCUUAAAACAGCGGGAGAUGUUGUGGAAGAGAGAGGUGGAGGGAAGGGGGAAGAAGCGAAGAAGCAGGGGCGUACUGGUGUGAAGCAAAGUGCGGACAGCAUGGAAUGGCAUGCUGACUUUCCGUUCGAAGACAUCUCAGUGUCGAUGCUGCUUGCUGAAGCGGCCUCGUUCCAUUCCUCUCAGUAUACUGAUAAUCAUACACAUGCUGAGCUGGGGGGUGGUGGAAAGGGAGGGAAGGCGAAACAGCAGAGGAAGUCAUGUAUUGGGAGGCAGAGCAAGCAGCGGAGGAAAGGAGGGGCGGCUGGGGAUGAGUCUGAUAAGACUGGAGAGGUGGAGGAAGGUGCAGUGGAGGAUGGGGACGGGGCAGAGAAGGAUGGGAAGAAGGGAGGCUGUGAUGGUGGUGCUGGUUGUGGUGACGAUGAGUGGUGGGAAGAGGCAGGCAUUGGGUCGCAGCGAUACACACCUCCUUGUCCUCCCAGGCAACUCAAGAAAGUGCCUCCUUGCAAUAGCACGGAGACUAUGAGUGCACCGCAGCUGCUGGAGCAUCUCAAGCAGGGAUUGGGAUCACUAGGGCAGGUGGUGCACUGCGAGGAGCUGCCACAGAGGAAACCGCGCUAUGGCAAGCUGGCCAGCCAGUUAUGCCCUGCCACGUGGCACGCCUUGGCUCGUGCGGGCGUCUCCCAGCUCUAUUCCCAUCAGGUGAAGGCUAUUGGCGCGGCACUGGCCGGGCGGCAUGCAACCAUUGCGACGGCAACAGCGAGUGGCAAGUCGCUGUGCUACAAUGUGCCGGUCCUCCACACGCUGCUCUCCCACCCCCACGCCACCGCCCUCUACCUCUUUCCCACUAAGCUGUACGAGGGUGCAGUGUACCUGCAGCAGGGGCGAACCUUCCUGGUGACUUCCCUGGAUCUGGAGAAGCGGGAGGCACGGUGUGUGCGAGCGGAUGUGCGGUAUUACACCAAGACGAUUGACAUGGUCACUGUGACAAUAAAGGGGGGCACUCUGGCUUUUCCAUACCCACACAUGCCAUCAGCAAAGCCUGCUUCAGCUCCUACUGAUAUCAUGUCAGCACACACAGUGCUCAACGAGGCGAUGACCUCAGCAGCACAUGCAGCAGCAGCCUCUGAGCCAAUGACGUCAGCACACGUGGCAAAAGGCAGUGUGCUGACAUCAGCACAGACAGCGCCGUGUGAGGUGACGACUCGGUGGACUGGUUACCGCAAGAUGUGGCGCGGGUCAGGAGAGCCGUUUGAAACGGUUGAGAUGACACUGCCAGAUGUAACGUACGCCACCCAGGCAGUGUGGGUGGGCGUGGCGGGCGGGACAAAGGCGGCAGUGGAGGCAGCAGGGAGUGACUACCGUGCCAACGUAGCACUGCGCCACCUUCCCUUCUUCUGCUCCUUCUGUCCAUUGCCCCUUUUCUCAUCCCCUCGCACUUCUGCCUGCAUGCCAUCCACCCGUGCAGCUUCCUCGCCUGCAUGGCAUCAGACUGCGUUUCCCUUCUCUGCCCUCCAUCUGCUCCCUCUAUUCACCGCCCCUUCUCGGAUGAGGUUCACCCCCGGAUUAAGGUUCACCCCCGGAUGA
Molecule: messenger RNA, 4152 nt
Organism: Closterium sp. Naga37s-1
Lineage: Eukaryota; Viridiplantae; Streptophyta; Zygnematophyceae; Desmidiales; Closteriaceae
Source: the annotation of a GenBank genome assembly